GGGCAAGAUUGGCGUGAGCGAUAUUCUCGUGAGAAGAAAUUGCGGGAAAUAGAAACAAAAAGUGGAAGUGGAAAUUCAUUGAGACCACCAUUUCCUUUAUACGAACAAAUGAACUUUUUGUUCAAAUUUGUCAAGAGUAGGAAAACUAUAAGUAAUAUAUCGGACUUGACUUCAAAACAUCCAAUCAAUGAAUUACAUCCAAUCAAGACAAAUGAGUUAACAGAAAAGUUAGGAUCCUCAAAUAUAUCAAAAAAUCAGAUUCGAUCAAAUAAGAAAGAUGAUAUAAUUAAUAAAUUGCCUAAAUCAAUGUCAGCAACUGUGAAUGCAUCAGCAAUAGUAGCUUCUACAAGUUCAUCGAUACCUUCUACAUUCCAUUCUCCUUCUUACUCAGUUCUCAAAUCUUGCUCACAUAAUAGCGAUAAUUAUUCCCAGAGAAAUAUGGAAGAACCAGAUAAACAUAAAUCUUCAGAAUUUGAUAGCGAUGAUGAUUUUUCUUCAUCACAUAAUCCAAAUCCAUUAAGUAUUGCAUGCAGUAACAAAAAAAUAUUUCCUCCACUAGAGUAUUUAGAAACAUCAGAAAACAAAGCAAUUUCUCCAGCAGCGUAUUCAACAUCUUUACCUAACAGUAAAAUUUCAUAUGAACUUGAUCGAGAAUUGGUAUCUCCAACAUUAUCUUUUGAUUCGUCAUCAGGCAUGUCAUCUAAUCUACCAAAAAGAUUAAAAAAAAAUAUUAAACGCACCCCUUCAGCAGAUAAGAUGGAAGAAUCAUUUUUAAAGUUAACGUCAGUAGUUUCAUCACAUUUAGAAAACAAAGCUCCAAAUGUAACAUUCUUUGAUGCAACGGAUGAAGAUGACAUUUUUGCAAAAGCAGUUGCAUGUCAAUUAAAAAAAAAUUCGGAACCUCAAAAAUCUCAACUAAAAGGUCAAAUAAUGAAAAUAUUGUAUAAUCUGUAAAACAGAUUACAAAACAUUUUAUUAUAUAGUUAUCAAAAUAUAAAUG
Molecule: messenger RNA, 1000 nt
Organism: Odontomachus brunneus
Lineage: Eukaryota; Metazoa; Arthropoda; Insecta; Hymenoptera; Formicidae
Exons: 4
Coding region: 109-954 (281 amino acids)
Molecular function (GO): DNA binding
Source: RefSeq, a predicted model, not a curated record